Messenger RNA from Suillus subaureus, 189 nucleotides. RefSeq lists its product as uncharacterized. The coding region runs from base 1 to 189 and encodes 62 amino acids. Lineage: Eukaryota; Fungi; Basidiomycota; Agaricomycetes; Boletales; Suillaceae. The transcript has a single exon. The record is from RefSeq and is a predicted model, not a curated record.
AUGAUGUACAUUUGCAGAACCAUGCCUUCAUCAAUCAGAGACUCCCUUCUGCAGCAGUUAUUACUUGCUUUUGAGGAUAAAAAUCUAUUGGUGGACAGGGAUACUAGCCAGGAUAGCGAUAAUUCCUUUGAGGUGAUACACUUCUCUUGGUACAACCAGCAUGCCACCAGGGUGAGCAACACCAAAUGA